This is a messenger RNA of Myripristis murdjan (pinecone soldierfish), 1857 nucleotides long. RefSeq names its product nuclear factor, erythroid 2 (gene nfe2). Gene Ontology annotation, cellular component: nucleus. NCBI's taxonomy places the organism in Eukaryota, Metazoa, Chordata, Actinopteri, Holocentriformes, Holocentridae. Gene Ontology annotation, biological process: regulation of transcription by RNA polymerase II. Bases 252 to 1727 code for a protein of 491 amino acids. The transcript has 4 exons. Gene Ontology annotation, molecular function: RNA polymerase II cis-regulatory region sequence-specific DNA binding; DNA-binding transcription factor activity, RNA polymerase II-specific. The record is from RefSeq and is a predicted model, not a curated record.
ACAGAGGGAGACAGACAGAGCGAAUGAGAGAUAGAGUGAGAGGCAAAGCUUAUGUUGUACUUCUUGUGCUCUGUUAAAAAGUAAGCAACGUCACAACAUAUAUCACAGAGAAUAGAAACUCUUUUUUAUUCUGCUUCUUCUUAUCUACCACCAGGAUUAUGUUUCACAGCUGAAGUUUUUUUCCUCAUCACCUGUUGAAGACACAGAGAAUGCCGCUCAGGAGGAUUCUUUGCAACAAGAGCCUGUCCUGAAUGUGUUCCACAGCCAACUAUGUUCUCCCAUUGAGGAGAACCUGUGAGGUAUUAGCCACCCCAGGCAGGCUGUGUGGGGGAGUGCCCAUGCCCACCAAUUUCCCUGGAUCCCGGUCUCAUGGAACCCCUCAGGACACAGACAUGGAUUUGGCCUGGCAGGAGCUGAUGGCCAUCACAGAGCUCCAGGAGUUUGAAGUCCCUGGUGAAGGUCCUUACGAAACAACACCGUACCACACCAUGGACCCCAUGGUCGCCAUGGGAGGGUACGGAGCUUCUCAGUCCCAUCAUGAACCCCUUCCUGCUGCUUGUGAUCUCAAUCCUGCUGCUGCUUAUGAGGCAUCUUACUCUGACAUGGCACCGGCCUGCCACCGUCUGAGCAGCAACGCAGAGGGAAUGUAUGGGCACUCUGGACCUCAGCUCAACUCAAGAAUGCUCCCCACCUCCUCACCAACACAACCCUCGCUCAUGGCCCUUAGGGAACAGAUGAACAUGUCAGGUACCAGCGAAAGGCACAGGAAAACCAACACCUGUCUCUCUCAGGGUCUAAGUCGGCACAUGCUGUGGACUAUGCAGGGGCAGAACUCGCACCCUCGUUCAGCCGAUGAUCUGGAAUCAGACUCCGGUCUGUCUCUGGGUUCGAGUCCACCUCUGGCCUCCCCAGACAACGCUGCAACCAGUGCACCAGGUUACCAUAACACAGAUGUAGGCAUGACUUACAGCGAUGGUGAGACAGACAGCAUUACUGGGCAAGCCAGAGGAGCACACAUCCAGUACUCAAUGGACUAUCAGUGCCAGCCUCUCUCAUACCUGUACUCAGGAGCACAUUCAUCUUAUUACUCAUCCCACCCCACUUCAUCUCAUACACAACCCAAUGCUCUGACUUCUGCAUCAAUGAAACAACAGCCAGGUCAAGUCAGCGCUCUGAAUGACUUGCACAUAAAUGACUCUGUAGUGUCCAGCAGAGGGAGCUCCCAACAAACCAUGUAUGUGAAGCCACAAGGGAACAGCUCUGCCCCAGCUCCACUGAGCAGAGACGAGCGGCGGGCCAUGGCUUUAAAGAUCCCCUUCCCCAUGGAUAAGAUCAUCAAUUUGCCAGUGGAUGACUUCAAUGAGCUUUUGACACAAUAUACUCUGACAGAUACUCAGCUGGCUCUGGUCAGGGACAUAAGACGAAGGGGGAAGAAUAAGGUGGCAGCUCAGAACUGCAGGAAGAGGAAGCUGGAGAAUAUAGUCCACCUUGAGGGGGAGCUAAGACAACUGCAGGCCCAAAGGGAGCACCUGGCACAGGAAAGGCUUGAGUUCCAACGCAGCUUAAGUUUCAUUAAAUGCCAUCUUACAGACCUCUACACAGAAGUGUUUUCUCACUUGCGGGAUGAAGAUGGACAGCCAUACUCUAUAGAUGAAUACUCGCUACAGCAAACCCCUGAUGGUAAAAUCUAUUUGGUACCUCGCACAGCUAUGCAGGGAAGAGAGUAAUGCUUAAGCAUCAGGAAGUCCUUCACUGUCUUAUUUAUACCAACUCAGAAAACAGUACAAUGCCUUGCUGUGCCAAUUACAGUCCUUAGCAUUAAGACUUAAACUUGUACAUGUGGCUGUGAUCUCACCC